Molecule: messenger RNA, 1422 nt
Organism: Babesia microti strain RI
Lineage: Eukaryota; Apicomplexa; Aconoidasida; Piroplasmida; Babesiidae
Product: Chaperone protein DnaJ
Exons: 5
Coding region: 1-1422 (473 amino acids)
Biological process (GO): protein refolding
Cellular component (GO): cytoplasm
Source: RefSeq, a predicted model, not a curated record
AUGAGGUGGAAACCAAUUUACGUAUUUACAUCUGCUUUAAUACGCCUCUUUUGCAUAUUUAGUUGUAAUAUAACAUUUUCCGAGUGUAUAAGGCAAUCGCAUGGUGUGGAUAGGAGGAAUAUAAAUGGUUUGUCUUUAUGCACUCCUACCAAUGUUCUAUUCUCGACUUUCGCAUGCUAUAUACGACCAUCAAAGAUUGGCAAGAGCUACAACAAUUUGAAUAAGUAUAAACUUGGCACAAGUUCCAGUGAGGUUGAUGGUAAUGAACAAUCAGAUAUAUCAUCUGGUUCUGAUGUUGAGCGUGGAAAUUUAAUACAAGGGAAAAGGCUGAAGAAUUACUAUCGAAUUUUAAAUUUGGACAAGUAUGCAUCUGGAGAAGACAUCAAGAAUCAGUAUGAAAAUCUGAUUGAAUCACUUAAACCGCUUGAAAAUGUAGAUUCCAAUGUUAUAGAUAUGAUAAAUGAAGCCUAUAGGAUCCUAUCUGAUGAAAAUACUCGACGCAUUUACGAUGAGUUGGUGGCAAAAAAAUCUCUAGAGAAGGAAAGCGGAUAUAAUGAUAGUAAUAUUGACCAAUUUUAUCACGAUGAUGGUGAUUACUUCCCAGAAAAUCUUUACAACGUUUUAGAGUCAGAUUACGACUUUACCAGUGAUUCUGACGAAAUGGUUCUAGAGAUGAGCACAGAUGAUGAUUAUUCUGAUGAAGAUUCUAAUGAAAUGAUCAGCUUGAUACCCAAAUUGAUUAAACCAAACGGAACAAAAUUGCAUACAACACUUACCAUCCCCUUUGAAAGAGCAAUUAUGGGUGGAAAUGAGACAGUGACAAUUUCGAGGCUUGAAAAUUGUAAAUGUUUGGAAAAUUUAACUACAUGUAAGAGUUGCAAUGGAUAUGGUCUGGAUGGGAAGGAUAAAUUGGGAACGGGAUUCGUAUCAUCAAAGGAAUGUUCGGAAUGUGGAGGAAUUGGUAAAUCUAGGGCGAAAAAAUGUGAUUUAUGUGACAAUACUGGACAAGUUAAAGUUGAUAAUGCAACUAUUCAAGUGCAGGUUCCGCGAAAUGUAUAUGACGGCGCCAGGCUUUUGAUUAGGAACCAGGGAAAUGUAUAUGGCACUAAUGGCAAAGCUGGUGAUUUAGUUGUAACUUUACGAGUAAAAGAGCAUGAUCAUAUGUAUAGAAUGGGUAAAAAUAUAUAUUCCGACGUCACAGUGCCAUAUGCAGCUGCUAUACUCGGUACUACUAUAAAAUUGGAAACAUGUGGAGGAGUUGUAUCGCUUGAAAUCCCUCCCGGUACUCAACAUGGAGAUGAAAUACAAGUUCCAAACGAGUCUAUUCCCAUGAAACACAUUUGUAGAAUUGAGGUUGCGCUGCCUAAAUCUGUAGAUAAACAAGAAAGGAGUUUGUUGGAAAAGAUAAUCCAGCUUAAGUAG